Messenger RNA from Anneissia japonica, 3076 nucleotides. Its product is annotated as interferon alpha-inducible protein 27-like protein 2. Lineage: Eukaryota; Metazoa; Echinodermata; Crinoidea; Comatulida; Comatulidae. Gene Ontology annotation, cellular component: membrane. The record is from RefSeq and is a predicted model, not a curated record. The coding region runs from base 1084 to 1725 and encodes 213 amino acids. The transcript is spliced from 3 exons.
AAUAAAGCAGACGAUCACCCUUACCCCUGUUCCAGCAUAUUUUGAUGCUAAGAAGGACAUAAUCAUACAGCGUGAUGCAUCUAUGAAAGGCGGUACUACUGCAGGACGGAAGGCCUGUAUACUUUGCCACCAAAGCUCUAACUCCUACCUCAACCAACUAUAGCAACAUUGAAAGGGAAGCCCUGGCAGCAGCACAAAACUGAGCAAUUAUAUCCAAAAAAAGAUGGCCAGUGAAAAAAAUCUUUCCGACGAGGUGACACAUGCUUAUUGGCAAUACAGUAAUGAGUUUGCCAUACACAAUGGUAUUAUCCUGGAAGGUUCAAUGGUCAUUAUACGUAAACAAUUGAGAAGCCUGUCUCAUUGGCUUCAGUGACCAUAAUAACAUAUAGUUAGACACCAGAUUUGCCCUUUUUCAUUGGAUAUAAGUGAAGUUAUGAGUCAAUAUCAUAAUUUUGGCGGCCAUUUUGGAAAUGGCCGCCAAAAAAAUAUGUUCCGCCCUUUUUCUGGAGGUUCUCCCUCGCUCAAAUUCUUAUUUAUAUCCUAGUGAUGCUAAAUCAGCAGUGAAACCUUGGUCCCAGAACAAUGGUCACGGGGCCCCUGAUUUUCACUAUACUAUGGUGCCAAUUUUUAUAGAAUCUAUCAGCAGAUUUCCUGGAAACUCAGUGAAACUAUCAAUACCUAGGCACAAAAUGUAGUCUAGAGCUAAUAUAUUUCAUUUGCCCACAAUGAAACUUUAGGGGCAUCAUGUGGGCUAAGUGUCCUAACUGAGGUGUGAAUUUUCCAAAAAUCGAGAUAUAUACUUUUGUGAUAUUUUGGGUCAGAGGUCAAGGUCACGUGACUUGACCUAUAUAAUUCUCACUAGUCCGGACAUCAUUGAGUUGCAUAUCAUUGGAAAGAGAAUCUCUAUCCAACGGUAACAGAAUUUUCACCAAUACGUUGAGUUUCAAGAGAGAUAUCAGUAGUUGUCUGUCAGAAGAUAUAGAUUUAGUAGCAAGAACCGCAGUUACUCUUGCUGCUGUUGCCGUUACGCCAUCUUCUGGGUUUUACUAGAGCUGUAAUUACAGCUGGAUUCAUUCUAGCAAAAUGGAGAAGAAGAAGGAGAAGAAGGACAAGGAGGAGGAAGAGGAGGAGAAAAAAGAACAAGAACAGAACACAGAACAAGAAGAAAAGGAAAAGGAAGAGAAGAAUACUCAUAAAAAAUAUGCGAUAGGCCUAAUAAUAGGAGCGUUGACAGGAGCGUUGACUGGUGUUGCGGCUGUUAGUGUUGUUCCAUAUCUAUUAGGUUUUACUGCAGCUGGAAUUGCAGCUGGAUCCAUUGGAGCACAACUCAUGUCGGCUGCUGCCAUAGCUAACGGAGGAGGAGUUGCAGCUGGAAGUGUUGUUGCCAUACUGCAAUCUGUAGGGGCUGUUGGACUAAGUGCGCAAGGCAUAGCUCUUGCUGCUGCUGCUACAGGGGCUGCAGGGGCUGCAGGUGCUGUAGGUGUUGCAGGUGCUCUAGGAGCUAGUGGAGGCAAUAAAGGAGGAGGAAAAGGAGAUAAAAAAGAAGAAAAAAAAGGAGUGGAAGCAGAUGACGCGGAAGAAGAUGCAGAAAAAAGUGCCGCAGCUGUAGGUGGAGGAAACAUUGUCUUGCAAGGAGAAGGAAAAGGAGAAGAAAAGGGAGAAGGAAAAGAAAAGGGAGAAGGAAAAGGAGAAGAAAAGGGAGAAGAAAAGGGAGAAGAAAAAUGAGUAAAAUCAGAUGACUUGGAAGAAUAUGAAGAAAAUAAAGUGGUAGUAGAUAAUAAUAAUAGUAAUAACAAUAACAAUAAUAAUAAUAAUAAUAAUAAUAAUAAUAAUAAUAAUAAUAAUAAUAAUAAUAAUAAUACAGUAUUGAUUUGUAAUGUUUAUUAACAUGUAAUGAAAUGAUUAUGUUACUGUAUGUUUAAUGAAAGAAAAAAGAAAGAAUGGAAAUAAAUACUGAAUGAAUGAAUGAAUUAAAUAAUUAAUUAAUUAAUUAAUUAAUGAACAAUGAUGGUGAUGAAGGUGACUGUUAAUUGCGUUAAAAUAGAGUAAUAAAAUAUAAUAAACGGCGCCAAGUUUAAAUACAGUACUGUCAUGACAAAACUACGUAGAAUUAACGAAAUUUUCAAAUGUAAGGCCUAUAAAUGAAGUAACGGGACUGCGUCAAAAGGCUCCCAAGCAUUCUUUAGCAGACAGUUGUAGGCCUAGUAACAAGCCGCAGCCAAAAUUCUGUGACAAAUCAAUUUUAUGCCCAUAUUUCGGUGUACCAGUGGCGCCGAGAGGCCGGGGCAAUCGGGGAAAGUGCCGCGGGGCAGGGGCCCGGCAGGGGCCUGGGAUAACUAGGUAAAACGUAAUGAAAUAAAAUAAAUAAAUAAAAUCAUUAAACGUAUACAUUCAUCCAGUAUCAUUCAUGUUUUUUUCCUACGAGAAUUGUAAAUAAUACUGACCGUUUAUCGAUGAAAUCUCGUAAUUUAUCGCUUCUAAUUCUUUUUCAUGAAUUUGUUCAUGACUUCGACUACUCUAGAGUUUAUGUUUACAAUGUAUCAAAUAGAAAAUGUUUACGUUAUUAUUUAAUACUUAUCAAAGGCUUGGACCCUGACAUUGUCAAUGUAAGUUAGAAAAUACGAAUAGACCUAUUAGAGAUACGAUUGUCAAAUAAAUACUGAAUUUUUAUAUUAAACCAGUGGCGAAUUUAAGGGUAGCCCGGCCCCUACCCCCCAAGAUAUUCAAAAUUUAAAAAAAUUGAGAGAGAGAAAAAAAAAGAAAAUUCUACACUCGAAUUUAGGAGUGCCAUUUCCGGCCGUCCAAAGGUGUCAUAAUCAUAGAUUUUUAUUUUACAAAAUACUCACAAACUCCAUUGAAUGUAGGUUUGCUUACCACCCGUCCGCACCCUAGCCAGGCCACUUGUAGUUUUAUGCUCGUUGUUCUAUACUGAGCCACAUGGCAUCCAUGAUGCCAGUUGUGUUGUUGUGCGUGAUUAUAGAGAUAAUUGCAUUAUGACUGUUAUUCCAGGGAGAUGUAAAACAUCUCCCUGGUUAUUCAUAGGUAAAGUUUCUGCUUGCUAUAGAUGAAUUAUAUA